AUGGCUGCAGGACAAAAUCUGGAUGUUUCAAAAAAACUUAAGGCUGCCAUAAAAGCAAAGCUGGAGGAGCUAGGAGUUUACGUGGAUGAUGAGCUUCCAGAAUAUAUCAUGGUCAUGAUUGCAAAUAAGAAGGAGAAGAAUCAAAUGAAAGAUGAUCUGAAUUUAUUUUUGGGAAAAUGUACGAGUAAAUUUGUGGAUUGGUUAUUCGAUUUAUUUGAACGGCUUCAGUCGGCUGGCAACAAACCUGAUAGUCACACUUGUGCAGAAAAGUCCAGCAAGGAUGUUCAAAAAGAGCCGGCGAAAGAAAAAGAGCGUAGAAAAGAUACUGAUGCUUCUACGUCGAGAAAAGAAGAUAGGAAAGAAAGUCGAACUGUUUCAUAUCCCACAAUUCUAGAAAGCCGAACUCAUGAGUCCUCGUCGCAUCGUCAAAUUGAAGUGGAAUCCAGAAAGCGAGAUGUUGAAAAGGAGCGGGAACGCGAAAGGGAUCGGGAAAAGGAAAAGGAAAGAGAACGAGAGAAGGAAAGAGAACGACAAGAAAAGGAAAGAGAAAGGCAACGGCAAGCUGAGAAAGCAAAGGAAAAAGAACGCGAAGAACGUAUUAGAGAAACUGAACGUCAACAAAAAGCUCGUGAACAGGAAAAAUUGAAACGAUCAGAAGCAUCACGCAGCCGCGAAACUGUACGUCCUACUCGCAGACGAGGCGAAAAAGAGCGCAGAUCACGUUCUCGUUCUAGGACAUGGUCUGACGAUCAGUUUGAGCUUGAGGUGGAAGAACGAUCGAAAAAGGUUGCGUCUUCUGUUGUAGUGCAACGUCCAAUUGCUGCUAGUCCAGAACCAGUGAAGGUGUCAUCGCAAGUGCAUGUGAUGCGGAAGGUUAAACCAGCUGUUAGUGAAAUGGAAAAGAAAACCAUGAAAGCUGGCUCGUCUAUGUUCCUUAAAGCUAUGAAUCAGGCCAGUGUUAGCGCUGGAUACGGUGCUUCUCUGAUGGACAAAAAGAAACACGCUGCUCAUAGUACCACCCGCUCUCCGCUCAAGAAUAGAAUUACCCGCCCUAAUAUUGUGGAAGUGGAUAGCGAUGGGUAUGCUAGUAUUCUACUAUUAUUCAUUUGA
Messenger RNA from Strongylus vulgaris, 1110 nucleotides. NCBI's taxonomy places the organism in Eukaryota, Metazoa, Nematoda, Chromadorea, Rhabditida, Strongylidae. The record is from the annotation of a GenBank genome assembly.